Messenger RNA from Papilio polytes (common Mormon), 1562 nucleotides. RefSeq names its product alpha-(1,3)-fucosyltransferase C-like. The transcript has 2 exons. Gene Ontology annotation, molecular function: alpha-(1->3)-fucosyltransferase activity. Bases 57 to 1328 code for a protein of 423 amino acids. The record is from RefSeq and is a predicted model, not a curated record. Gene Ontology annotation, cellular component: membrane. NCBI's taxonomy places the organism in Eukaryota, Metazoa, Arthropoda, Insecta, Lepidoptera, Papilionidae.
UCACUUCUCUGUUUAGCACGAACGUUUGAAGAUCCAAGUGAUUGAAUCAAGCCUUAAUGAAGAUCAUUCGAAGUAAAUCAAAAAUGUGUCAAAGCAAACGAUUAAUUAAAUUUUGCGAUGUUAUAAUUAUAAAAAAUUGUGUCUACGUUACUUUUAUAGUAUUCAUGAUAACGAUGUGUUUCUUUCUGAACAUGAUGAUUAAAGAAAGCGAAGAAGUUUUCGGAGAUCCCGUGAUGAGAUUACCAACGGACUUAAAAUACAUUCUCUUCUGGAGGAAAGAUAAAGAUUUAGUUAACGAAAUUUAUUCAAAGUAUCGAUAUAAAUUAUCAGAAGGACAGACUUUAUUUAUCAAUCAAAAGUGCAAAUAUAUUAAUUGUUAUAUAACUUACGAUAAAAAUUUACUUCGUCACAACCCUAAAAACUUUGAUGCCGUAGUUUUUAAUGUUAAAGAAAUAGACAACGUCAAACAAAAAUAUCUAAACCUACCGAGAUCUAAUCACCAGCUAUACAUAUUCAAUUCUAUGGAUUCUGCUGAAUUAUUCCCCGUCUGUUUACCUGUUUAUGAUAAUUUCUUUAACUUGACAUGGACUUAUAGAUUAGAUUCUGAUAUACCUAAUGCAUUUUUUGAUAUAUAUGAUACGAAUAAAACGUUAAUAGGUCCGAAAAGUAAAAUGGACUGGCUUGAUAAUAUCAAACAUACAAAGGAAUAUAGAAAUAUCACCCGCAAGAAGACGAAAGCAGUCGCUUGGAUUGUAAAUAAAUGCAGAUCAAUAAAGAAGCAUAACCAACUUAUAAUGGACCUUGUAGAAGAGCUGGCCGCUUACAAUCAUAGUCUUGAUAUUUUCGGUCAUUGCGGUGCUACUAAAUGUCCAAACAAUGAUACAUUAAAUUGUUAUAAAAUAAUUGAAAGAGAUUAUUAUUUUAACCUGGUGUUAGAAGAUUCUGUAGCAACAGGACAUAUCACAGAGAGAAUGGCGCUCGCCAUGAUGCACUAUUCUAUACCUCUUGUCGACGGUGGAAAGGAAUACGAAAGUUAUCUACCUCCCGGUUCCUACAUCAAAAUUAGAAAUCAAACUUUGAAAGAGUUGGGUGCUAUUAUAGACUACCUUAUACGACAUCCUGAAGUUUACGAAUAUUUCUUUGAUUGGAAACAAUAUUAUUCUUAUAAAGUGAAACCUAAAGAUAGUGUUUGUAACUUAUGUGAGUAUCUGAAUACAAAUAAAGCUAAACAUAAGAUUGGAGGUUUAAGAGUGUGGUGGAAUCCCUUUUACUUUGUUGAAUGUCAUCAGAAGAAAAUGUUUGAUAUGUUUAAUAUAAAUUAUGAUUAGAGUUACAAUUAAGGUUUUUUAAAUUAGUUUUGAUUGAAUAAAGUAUUUGAAUAUUUUUAAUUUUGACCAUUUUUUUGUCCUGCAAAAAUUGUCGUGUGUGUACCACGGGCGUCGCAAUGCGAUGAUUCAAUCUGUUACAUCUACAACCUGCCCAACCCUACUUUUACACUAAUUGUGAUUGCAAAUAAUUAAUUAGUUGUCAUCAAAGACUAGCUGUUGCUUGCGACUUCGCCC